AUGGAUAACAAUAACUUUAAUCAAAAUAUUCUAACACUAAAAUGUGUAAAUCAUUAGAAUUUUUAAGCAAAAUACUUUUGUCUAAGUCCAUAAUGUCAAUAAAGAAGACUUAUUUGUUAAAAUUGUCUAAAUGCAAUCCAUUAAUAACAUUUUGAUUAAGUUAAAUAAAUUUCAGAUUUGUUCAUAUUAUUAGAUGAGAAAUCUUAAUUAGCAGAAUAAUUUUUAAGAUAAUAUUUCAAUUAAUUUAAAGAACUUUAAGAAAUUUUUAGUAGAACUAUAAAAGCAUUAUAAUAUACUUUCGGAAAACUAUCAGAUUAAUUAUUAGAAAUGGAUUAAAAUUAAACUAUAUCAUUUCUUGAUUAAUUAAUAAAUUUUGAUGCAAUUAAUGUGUUUUUAAGAGAUUAAGUAUCAAAUAAAUUAUUAAAAAUCUCUGAAAUGUUGAGUUAAAUAUUAUAAAAGUUACCUUUACAAAACAUCUCAUAUAGGAUGCCAAGAUAAUUAGAAUAAUAUUUGUAAUAGGGUAUAAAUAUUAAAAUAAUUUAUUAGGUCAACAAUUAAGGUAAUAAAAUCUUAAUAAAGAGGCAGUUAUCUUAUUCGAUAAAAUUCUAUAAUAAAAUCCAUAUAAUAUAUAGAUUAUGUUAGAAAAAGGUAAAAGUUUUUUAUAAUUUAAUAGGAGAAUGCUUAAUUGAAUAGAAUUUAUUACAUGAAGCAUAAUUUCAAUUUUAAGAAAUACUUUAUUUAGAUCCUCGACACAAAUAAGCGUUAUAUAAAAAUGGUAAAUUAUAUUUAAUUCUAUUUAGGUAAUUGCUUACUUAAAUGCAAUAAAUAUGAUGAAGCUAUUAUUUAAUUUAAAAAAUGCUUAAAUAUAGAAUAAAAUAACUUUGAGGCUCUUUUAGGCUUAGGUAAAUCUAAAGAAUAUUAGAAGCUGAAACUUUAAGAAAAAUGAACCAAUUAAUUUAAGCCAAUUAAUAAUAUGACAAAGCUAUUAAGAUUAAUUAAUAGAGUUAAUAGGCUUUUUAUGGAAAAGGUAUAAAAGAUUAUGUAAAUUUAAAGCGGAAUGUUUAAAAUUAUUGAAUGAUUUUAUUAAUUCUGAGGAAAUGUAUAAGAAAUCCUUGACAAUAAAUUCAAAACACUUUGAUUCAUUAUUUGGUUUAGGUAAAAAUUGAACUGAUAUUAUUAGCGGAUUGUUUAAAAAGAUCUAAAUAAUUUUAAGAGGCUAUCAUAUAUUAUGAUCAGUCUUUGUAAUUCAAUCCAUAAAAUCCAGAAUUAUUGGAAGGAAAAGGUUAUUUUCCAUUUGAAUUUAGCUACUUGUUUAAGAACUAUUGGUUUUAAUACUGAAGCAGUUCCAUUAUAUUAAUAAGCAUUAAAAUACGAUCCUUUUUCAGCUGAGAUUUUGAAAGGACUUGGUUUUAUCCAUAAUUAAUUAAUAGGAGCAAGCUUACGAAACUUACACCAAUAUAAUGAGGCGAUUACAUUCUUUGAAAGAGCGUUAGAAAUCAAUCCAAAUUCUUCUGUUUCUUACAGGGGGAAAGGUUUUAAAUUUAAAGAUAAUAGCUGAGUGUUUGAGGUUGUUAAGAAAAUGGGAUGAAGCACUUGUAAAUUAUACUUAGGCUUUAAGAUAUGAUACUAGAUAGUUUGAAGCUGCAUAUUUUAAAAGUAAGUAUUAUUUUUAGGUUAAUUAGCUUAGUUAGAAUACAUUAUAUAAUAAUUGAGAAAUCAUGAAUAAAAUCUUUCUAUUAAUCCUCAAAACUUCUAUUCUAUUUUUGGAAAAGGUUUUAUUAUAAUAGUAAUUUAGCUGAGUGCUUAAGAUUGUUAAAUGAUUAUGAAGAAGCUGAAAAAUUUUAUGCUUUGGCAAUAAAUCUUAAUCCCUAAUAUUAUAAUUCAUUCAUAGGAUAUGGUAUAAGCAUAAAAAAUGAAAAAUUUAGGUUGGUGUUUAGCUAUAAAAAAUAAAAUAAAGGAAGCAUUAGAUUAAUAUAAUAAGGCAUUAAAAAUUAAUGAAUAUGCAGUAGAUGCAAUUUGGGGGAAAGGUUAUAUUUUAAAAGAACUUUAGGGGAAUGUUUAAGAUUGAUGAAGGAUUUCAAGCAAGCUUUGAAUUAUUAUAAGAAAGUUCUAAUUUUAUAUCCUAAUCACUAUAUUUCAUUAAGUGGUAUAGGUAAUUAAUUACAAAGUAUUUUAGCUGAUUGUUUAAGAAUGACUUAAUAAUUUGAUUAAGCUUUAGAUUAAUAUUAAAAAAUACUGCAAUUUUAUAGUAGACCAUGUUUAUUAUAUGGAAAAGGUAUAAAUUUAUUUGAAAUAAUAGCCAUUUGUCUAAUGAAUUAAAGAAAGUAUUAAGAAGCUUUAUAAGCGCUAAGUUUAGCAAAAGGCUUAGCACCUUCAAAUUAAUAUAUUGAAAAAGCAAUUUGUAAGAUAUUAUGCUUAUCAUUUAGAGUUUUGUAAAACCCUAUAAUAAAUUCCUUAAAUUUGUUAGAUUAUACUUAGUCUUAAUGGAGUAGGAAUUAACUAAAAUUAAAAUUAAUGA
Messenger RNA from Paramecium pentaurelia, 2518 nucleotides. The record is from the annotation of a GenBank genome assembly. Lineage: Eukaryota; Ciliophora; Oligohymenophorea; Peniculida; Parameciidae.